AGGCCAGCGGGCGGGGACCAGGCUUUAGGGAGCGGUCCUGGUCUUUGAAGAGACUUGCUUGUCGGUCCAGACCCGCUGGGACCAUUCCCCACAGCAAAGAUGCUCCUGGGGGUUCCGAGAGGCCGCAAGAGCCAGUUUAAACAUAUCAUCCAUGGCCUUCUACCUGCAGCCAGCAUUGCACCGAAGCCAGCUGUGCCCCGCACACCUCCUCCCCGCAGCCCCAACCCCUCUCCAGAGAGAUCGAGGUCUGCUCUGGCUGCAGUCAUUCUAGCAACAACAUUGACUGGCCGGACUAUUGCCCUUCCUCAGCCACAACGGAUAUCCCAGUCUGAGAGUGACAUGACCCACCUUGAAAAUGACAGUUUCAUCACGCCCUAUGCCACCACCUCAGAGCUGAGGCAUCAACCAAAUUGGCAGAGUGAGACAGGAAGAAGUUCUUUGCCAUCCUUUGAAAUGCUGGGCUAUGGGGACGAAGAGGACACUGACUCGCACCUGUCAUCUAGCAACAAGGAGUCCUCGGAAGUCAGUGCUCAUAAGGAAGAGGGAAGAAUUGGCGAUGCUGUGUAUACCACGCCACACAGAAGUCAGCAAAAGGUUCCAUUGUCACAUGCGGUGGACAGUGAAGAUGAGGAAAAUAUUUCUGAGCAAGAUCCACCUCUUAUACCACAGCAUACACAAGAAAAAGAUGGUGAACAUUCUGUCCUGACUUUAAAGGAUGAAAAAACACCAUUAUGUGGAAAACCUCCACCCUCCCCAGAUAUAACUGGUAAAAAACGUCAACGAUGUAUAGAAAUAACCAAAGAAAAGUUUGAGGAAUUAAAAGAAGAAAAUUUGCAUCUGAACACAACAAACCAAACACUUACUCUUGAACUUAACAUAGUAAAACAAGCAAUGAAAGAACUACAAUUAAAAUUUAAGAGAAUAGUAAAAGAAAAUGGAAAGCUGAAAGAGGCUGAGAAGGCAUCCUCUAAGGAAGUUGCUGCACCUGAAUUACUUUAUCUAAGAAAACAAGCUCAAGAACUGGUGGAUGAAAAUGAUGGGUUGAAAAUGACUGUCCAUCGUUUGAAUGUAGAACUGAGCAGAUAUCAAACAAAAUUCAGGCAUUUAUCGAAGGAAGAGAGUAUAACUAUUGAAGGCCUACCAUCAAAGGGCCCUAUACCACCCUGGUUGUUGGAUGUAAAGUACCUGUCACCCUUGUUGCUGGCUUAUGAAGACCGAAUGAAAGAAAAAGACGAGCUCAUUUCCACCCUUCAGGAGGAAAUGAGAACGUUCAGGAUUCGCGUCCAAGAAGUAGUGAAAGAAAAUAAAGAAUUGCACCAACAGUUAAACCAGAAUGGUACUGUUACCAGUGAGGAAUGGCAUCGGCUUCAGACUCAGGCGGAAUUGGUUUUAGAGGAAAACAGGUUGUUGAUAGAGCAGUUGGAGAUUCAGCAAAGAAAAGUCAAGGACACCCACCAGGAGCGUCUCCAGGAAGUUUCUAAGCUGACUAAACAACUAAUGCUUCUGGAGACUAAAACGCAGAGCCAAGAAAAGGAGCUAACUAAAAGCAAGAAGCAACUGGAGAAUUUAUGUACCGAAUGCCAAGAACUGAAAACACAGUUGGAGGGCAAAAUAGCAAUGAAAGUUCAUACUUCAAUUGUAAAUGAAUUACAAAGCCGGUUGCAGAAGGAAGAUGAGAAAGAAAGUGCUGAAAUGGAAGAGUUGAUGGAAAAGUUGACGGUCCUGCAAGUGCAGAAGAAGAGUUUGCUGUUAGAGAAGAACAACUUGACAGCUAAAAACAAAACGCUGGAAGCUGAACUCGAAAGGGCACAGAAAAUAAAUAGGAGAUCUCAAAAAAAAAUUGACGUCCUCAAAAAACAGGUUGAAAAAGCCAUGGAGAAUGAAAUGUCUGCUCAUAAGUACCUGGCAAAUCUUGUUGGCCUGGCGGAGAAUAUCACUCAGGAACGUGACAAUCUUAUGUAUUUGGCCAAAUGUUUAGAAAAUGAGAAACAUGGAGUUCUCGACAAAAUUAUUAAAGGCAAUAUUCGCAUGGGAAGGUUAGAGGAAAAAGUCAAGGUAAGUGAUCAUUUAGCCUUAAAGAUUACUUUUUCAGAUGGGAACAGAGGCUUCCUGGGUACAGGUUUCCACAGCAGCACGUGGUUUUGCUGGCUGAAACGGCACCUCUCCAGAGGUAGCAUCUUUCCGCUCAUUGAAUAA
Molecule: messenger RNA, 2196 nt
Organism: Myotis brandtii (Brandt's bat)
Lineage: Eukaryota; Metazoa; Chordata; Mammalia; Chiroptera; Vespertilionidae
Gene: CEP89
Product: centrosomal protein 89kDa
Exons: 17
Coding region: 100-2196 (698 amino acids)
Biological process (GO): mitochondrion organization; chemical synaptic transmission; cilium assembly
Cellular component (GO): ciliary transition fiber; centriole
Source: RefSeq, a predicted model, not a curated record